This is a messenger RNA of Misgurnus anguillicaudatus (oriental weatherfish), 1116 nucleotides long. The record is from RefSeq and is a predicted model, not a curated record. NCBI's taxonomy places the organism in Eukaryota, Metazoa, Chordata, Actinopteri, Cypriniformes, Cobitidae.
CAGACGUCCUUGGAUUCCUAACCCAAGUAGAGCUAAAAAUCCUGGACCAAAAGAAGAUAAAAAUCCCAGACCAAAAGAUUUUGAAAAUCCCAGAAAUCCCUCGCCAGAAGAUGACAAAGUUGUCAGGCCAAAAGUUAUAAAUGUUGUUCAACAAGCUUUUGAACCGCCAAGUGAGAAGAAACCAGAUGAUCCCUCAGUGCCUAAAGACACUUUUGAUUGUAAAUAUCAACUCUUGGAGGAUGAAGUGCUUGGGGAAGGCUUCUUUGGCAAAGUGCACAAAGGGAUUUAUAAAUCAAAUGGCUCUCCGGUUGCCAUCAAGCGGAUUUCCAAACAAAAAAGGCCUCUCAAAUAUCUUCAGUCUCCUGAAACCUCCGAACCAGUCAUUACAGAAGUGGCGCUGAUGCUUAAGUUAGGAGAUGCGCCCUCAUGCCCCAAUGUCAUAGAGAUGUAUGACUGGUACGAGACUGAACAGGAUUUAACACUCGUGAUGGAGUACCCACUGCACAGCGAAUCCUUGUUGCAUUUUGUUCAGCAUGAAGAAAAACUAAGUGAAAAUACAGCAAGACAUCUCAUGCGUCAGGCGGUACUGGCAGUGCAACACUGUCUGGAUAAUGGAGUUUUUCACACCGACAUCCAUGCCGGGAACUUCUUGGUGCAGCAAUCAACAAUGAGCCUGACGUUAAUUGACUUUGGGGCUGGACAUUAUCUGACGCAUGAGGCAUAUAAGUCCUCCGACUUUGUAGGAGCUCCAUGUUGCACCCCGCCUGAGAUCAAAACGGCUAAGAAAUUCCACGCCGUGCCAGCAAACGUCUGGGCCUUAGGUGUUUUGCUGUAUUUCAUGGUGCUUAGAAGUUUCCCCUCAAAGAACUUUCUUUCCGGGUAUCUGAAGACAAAUGAGAUGGAUUUAUCAAACGAAAUCUGUGAUCUGUUAAGAUGGUGCCUGGCCCUGAAUCCAAGUGAUCGUCCGACGCUCAAGCAGAUCUUACAUCAUGACUGGUUUAAAAUUAAGUCUGACGAAGAAGAGCUACUCGUAUACAAAAGGAGGGCAAUAUCCACACAAUUAAAAGAAGGAUGAAGCUGAAUGACUGAAGGAGAGAGGAAUGAUUGGAGAUGCUG